AUGCUCGUCAUUUCCCGCGCUGCUGCUGCUGCUGCUCCUGCGGGCGGCGGCGGCGGCGGCGGCGGUGCAUCUGCAGCGUCUGAUGACGUGGCCGUAGCUGCGCCGCGUGUCGAGGAGCCCAGUACGGCACUGUUGUUAGCCUGGUUUGCUUGUGGUAAUCGGAGUCUGUUCGCGGCUCAGUGCCUUGUGGAGGUGCUGGUGGAGCUGUAUCGGGGAGGUCGAACGUUUGGAGAGCUGCAGCUUGCUCUGAAGAUGGCGACACUGGGCCGCAGCAGCAGUAGCAGUAGCAGGGGUGCCCGGGCCCGGGGCAGUAGCAGCGAGUCGGACACCGGUGUGGGGGAUAAGGCGGAGGGGGGGGAAGUGGUGGUGCCGCCGCUGCUGCAGGCGCAGGAGGAGGACGUGUUGGUGUCCUGGGUGGCCUUGGUGUUUCUGACCGCGGAGGAGCUGGGGCUGGCCCCCGGGGACCUCAGGGAACAACCCGCCAGGACCAACCCGCAGCAGCAGCAACAGCAACCUGAGGGGCAGGGGCAGGGGCAGCAGGCGGUGACGCUAGGGAUGUACGACGAAGGUCAGACGUUGGCGCGUGUGGCCGGACUGCAAGGGCUUGUACAGCAGUCGUCAUCUGGCGGCGGAGGGUCGUCUCCAUUCCUGGUUCUCAUGCAGCAGUACACCCGGCUGGUCUUACUGACGGUGGAGGUGGUGGCGGCCGCGGGACUAGCCACCGCGCGACCGCUACGACCCCCGGAAACGGUGCUACAACCUAGUGGCUACAGCCAGGCCUUCGUCAGCAGCUGCAACGCAACACUGUUGUUAGGGGAUGAUGACGAAGACGGCGCGGAUAUUGCCGUACAGCAGCAGCAGCAGGGGAAGCAGGCGCAGCAGGACCAGGAGCCAUGUCCCGCUCGCGGCCUUGCCGUACGAUUACUAAUGGCCUUCAUGGGCGCAGUACUGGGCAGUCAAUGGAGCUUGGUCAAGUUUGUGGAGGCUGUACGGGUAGCGUACGACCAGGGUCUGGCGGCGGACGAGCUGUUCUCCCAGCUGGACGAGCAAGAAUUCGUACAGAGCGGCGGCCUGCUGCCCAUCGCUGGCACGUCGCCGCCGCCGUCGCCAGACGCGGCGGCUGCCAUAGCUGGGCCCGAUGCCGCUACCCCAAUGGCGACGCCGGCGCCGCAGUACCAGAUUACUAAGGCCUUAUUCAGCACCUGGAUCAGUUUGUCGUACAUGACAAUGGCGCAGCUGGCGGUGCCGUACCCGGCAGCGGGGCAACGGCUGGGCUGGGCCUGGGCUGGCUUUGGUGACCCAGUUGAGGCGCUAGGCAUGAACGACUUCGUGGCUAACGUCCUUAGGCAGAUGGCGGGAGAGGACCCACGGGUCGUUCCUCUGCCGGAGCAACCGUCACAACCGCCACAACCGCCACAGGAGGAUCAGCGCCGAGUGGCCACCUCGGAUCCUGACGCACCAUUGGCAGUGGCACCGACAGCCACGUCAGAGCCGGGAUCUCAGGUUUUGGAUCCAGAUUUGGAUUCAGGAUCCGUAACUGGCGUUGCGAACGUCACCGGGGGUGGGAGCCGGAGACGAGAUGGUGCGCAUAUGGUCCGCAUGGAGGAUGAGUCAUUGCCCGCUACCUCUAUUGCCGUACGGGUUCUGACUCAGCAGGUGGCUCUUGUUCAGGCCGUAUGCUGCCAUGUCAUGAAGGACGCCCCUGAGGAUGGAUCUGGAGAAUGAGAUGAUGGUGAAAUACGGAUCAUGAGUUGAUGUAUGGGGUCAAUUGCUGGGGAGUCUGAAUUGCGGCUCGAGUAGUUGAAAGAGAGGAGCGUUGAAGGAUUCGGAGCGAUGGUGGGUGGGAUUCCGCGGGGUGUGCGGCUGCUGGAGAGGCCGCUAGGUACGCGAUUUUGCCGUUGUGGCCGUUGUGUGGUUGGAGAGGUGCUCAACCUCCUUCGCUUGCUUUGAGUGACUUUUGACGAGCAGCGAUGUUAUGUGGUUCGGCAAUGAUGCAUGAUGGAAGUUUUCUGUAACCUAUCAUAAAUUUAUCUGUCACCAUUGCUUCUGUACUUCUCCCCGCUUGGUUUUGUUAUGAUGGUUGAUAACUUCUUUGGUGGGUGAAAUUGGUGAGUGAGCAAUGAGAAAGGAAAAUGCAGCGCCGCCGCGACGGUGGUGCACGGCUCUUAAGGUUAUGAUUGCCUGCGUUAUUGUGUGUAUGGGUUGUCACUUGACUGACUGACUGACUGACUGACUAUCUCUGUAUUGUUUAUGUGUAACUUUAGUAAACUAAAAUUACACAUAAACAAUACAGAGAUAGCUGACUGGAUGACUUUACAGGGGGGGAAUCCGACCCAACCACCGGUGGUGUUGUUCGCCCAACCCAGUUACCGGUCGGUCGGUCGGUAGGUAGGUAAAAGUAGUUGAGUAAAAGUAGGUAUUGUAGUUGAUUGGCUCGUACUGGCUAGUGGUGAACGCCGUUUCGAGAAUGGUAAGGCCACGGCUUUCCCGUGAUAUGAUGAUGUGGGCGGGGAAAGGCACGCCGCUGGCAUAUUACAGAGUUUCACUUUACCCGGUUUGAAGACAAAAGACCUGUUAACUGUGAACUUCGUACGACGCGGGGUACGGAACCAGACAGGCAAGAUGAUGGGCUGGCGACCUUUUCCAGCAUUUUGCUGAUGAAAUCUUCGGAAAGACUCCUGGAGUGGGUUCAUAAGCCUGGGAAGAGG
Volvox carteri f. nagariensis is the source of this 2708-nucleotide messenger RNA. RefSeq lists its product as uncharacterized. The record is from RefSeq and is a predicted model, not a curated record. Lineage: Eukaryota; Viridiplantae; Chlorophyta; Chlorophyceae; Chlamydomonadales; Volvocaceae. Bases 1 to 1725 code for a protein of 574 amino acids. The transcript is spliced from 8 exons.